AUGUUCAUGAGAAAACACACAUACUUACGUGUUUCGUUAACGGAAAAAUGCAAUUUUAGAUGUCUCUAUUGUAUGCCGGAAGAGGGGAUUCCAUUGAAACCAAAUGAUCAAAUGCUGACGGACGCGGAAAUCCUUCGAUUGGUCCACCUUUUUGCAAGACAUGGUGUCGACAAAAUACGUUUGACUGGAGGUGAACCAACGAUUAGAAAAAACAUUGUUAAAAUCGUUGAACAAAUUGCAUCUGUGGAAGGAAUUAAAGACAUCGGAAUGACGACUAAUGGCUUGGUUCUCCAUCGAAUGCUUCCAGAUUUUCUCGAUACUCUUGAUAAACGAAAAUUUGCUCUGCUAACUCGUAGGGAUGGAUUCGACAAAGUUUGGAGAUCUAUUAACACAGCCAUCAAUUAUUUGCCAAAAGUCAAACUCAACGUGGUCGUGAUGAAUGGGAAAAAUGAGAAAGAAGUGGUUGAUUUCAUUGCACUCACAAAAGAUAAGAACCUGGAUAUCCGAUUUAUUGAAUUUAUGCCAUUUGGUGGCAAUCAUUUUGAAAGAGAUCAGUUCUACAGCUACCGCGACAUGUUAAUGUCCAUCCUGGAGAAAUAUGGAGACGACGUUGUGAAAAUCACAGAUUCCCCAAAUGAUACGACAAAGGCCUACAAAAUAAAACGAUUUCAAGGUCAAUUUGGUUUCAUAACUUCGAUGUCCGAUCACUUCUGCAACACAUGCAAUCGCCUUCGAAUUACAGCGGAUGGUCAUUUGAAGGUGUGUCUUCAUGGCAAUACGGAAGUUAAUCUACGCGAUAAAUUACGAGCUGGUGAUACCGACGAUGUCCUGAGUGAUAUUAUCCAGGCCGCGGUUAAUAGGAAAAAGGCAAAACACGCCGGUUUCAGGUAUGGACGCUCUCAAGAAUAUGCCAAACCGUCCAAUGAUCUUGAUCGGAGGAUAAAGAUCCCUACGAAAUUAACCCAUGUAGAUUCUAAUGGUAAUGCUCGCCAAGUCGACGUUUCCGAUAAAUCCCCAACAAUCCGCAUUGCAAUUGCUAAAGGAACAAUUGCGUUGACCCCCGAAGUAUCACAACAAAUAACAAACAACUGCAUAAAAAAGGGUGAUGUUUUAACGGUGGCCAAGAUCGCUAGCAUAAUUGGGGCCAAGCAGGUUCCUAACAUCAUUCCUCUUUGCCAUUCUAUUCAUCUCGAUUUUAUUGAUACAGUGUUCAAGCAUGAUAUAAAUAAUCACCUUCUUCACGCCACUUCAACUGUGAAAUGUUUUGAAAAGACGGGAGUCGAAAUGGAAGCAAUCACUGCAGUCUCUAUUGCUCUUCUCACGGUAUAUGAUAUGUGUAAAGCAAUCACUCAAAACAUGGUUAUUCGCGACAUUCGUCUUGUUCAUAAAUCCGGCGGGAAAACUACAUUCAAUGCUACCUAG
Molecule: messenger RNA, 1422 nt
Organism: Caenorhabditis bovis
Lineage: Eukaryota; Metazoa; Nematoda; Chromadorea; Rhabditida; Rhabditidae
Source: the annotation of a GenBank genome assembly